Messenger RNA from Elaeis guineensis (African oil palm), 1136 nucleotides. RefSeq names its product norbelladine 4'-O-methyltransferase. Gene Ontology annotation, molecular function: O-methyltransferase activity; S-adenosylmethionine-dependent methyltransferase activity. The record is from RefSeq and is a predicted model, not a curated record. NCBI's taxonomy places the organism in Eukaryota, Viridiplantae, Streptophyta, Magnoliopsida, Arecales, Arecaceae.
CAGUAGGGAUCCCCAGCCUCACCUACCACCACUUUGGAGGCGCAAAGGUCAAGGACUUGCCUUCAUGGUGAUUGAUUAGGCAUCAAGAAACAUUUUCUAUAUAUUAGUGGAUCAAGUUACAACCCCAUGGGGAUGAGGCAUAGAUAGGGAGGAAGGAGAGGGUGCCAAAUUAAUAGAUCUCCAUUCUAUUCCCUUUGGGAUCGCCUAAGGAAACCAGGAAGACCAUUAAUGGAUCCCCCGCCAGGACAUGCAAUACAUCUCCUGAAGAAUGAUGCCCUUUAUAAGUAUAUAUUGGAGGCAAGUGUUUAUCCACGAGAGCAUCAACAACUUAAGGCAUUGAGAGAGGUGACUAAGAAAAAAGAGUGGAAUUUCUGGAUGGUGCCUCCAGAGGAAUGCCUACAUCUUUCUAUGCUUCUAAAGCUCAUGAAUGCAAAGAAGACAAUUGAGCUUGGUGUGUUCACAGGUUAUUCACUCCUUGCGACAGCACUAGCAUUACCGGAGGAUGGCAAGGUCACAGCAAUUGACAUUAACAGAUCAUACUUUGAGAUAGGACUACCAUUUAUUCAAAGAGCGGGAGUGGAAAACAAGAUUAAUUUUAUUGAAUCAGAAGCUCUCCCUGUUCUUGAUAAAAUGCUUCAGGAGGUAAAAGAAGAUGAGUUGUUUGAUUUUGCAUUUGUUGAUGCUGACAAGUUCAACUAUGGAGAAUAUCAUGAACGCUUACUUAAACUUGUGAAGAUUGGAGGAGUUAUUGUCUAUGAUGAUACUCUUUGGUCUGGUCGUAUGGUUGCUCCAGUGGGUACUCCUAUUUCUAAGUAUGAUGCUGAAGUCAGAGACUACUUUCUAAAGUUUAAUCAUUUUUUGGCUACUGACUCCCGGAUUGAGAUGUCACAUGUUUGUGUUGGAGGUGGAAUCAUCAUCUGUAGGCGUCUGAUCUGACUUUUGGGGUUUCAUUACACUCUUCAUGUAUAUUUUAAUUAUAAAAAAAUAAAGUUUGGGGGUAUUCUUGCUAUGAAAUUUUCAUCUUUGAUUGGAUCACAACAUAUGUAAGCAUCUUAUCGAACUAUGUGGUUUGAUUGUACACUUCUUAUGUGUUUUGAUUAUUAAAAAAUAAAGUUUGGCGAUAUUCUUAGUAUGGA